AACACAAAACACAGACACACGAUCACAAAUUCACAACUGGAAGAUAUGCCAUGGAGCCUGACACACAACCAACUCUUACUCCUGGUGCUUUCAAUCCUCUGCUAACAGAGGUUACAAAUUUCUUAAUGAAGUUUCAUAGACCUGCAGAACGUCAUAGUGAAGAACCAGACAAGAAACAGAAAUGCUUGAGAACAUUUUACAGUAGUCAAGACUUGAAUCUGUUGUCAUUACCACCAAGAUAUACUACACUCAGAGUGAAUUUAUCCAGAAAAACAAUCAGUGAAGCACUGACCUUAGUUACAGAGGAAAUGAAGAAACAAUUUAAAGGGCAUUUUUAUGUUCCUGCUGUGUAUCCUCAUCACAUAUUGCCUGACUUGUUAGUGGUGGAGACUCGCGGUGUGCAGAUUGUUACUCCAGCCAAGAAAGAAGUUAUCGUAGGGAAGAUGUGUGGGUCUGCCGUCUUACGUGGGGCAGAAGUUUAUGCUCCAGGUGUCUUGGGAGUCACCCCUGGAGUGGGUGUUGGUGAGCUUGUGGCUGUUUAUGUAGAUUUGGAUGACAAGUGCCUUAGAGGAAGUAAGGGGUUUGAUGGCAGGAAAAUGUUCAUUGGAAACGGAAUUGCAAUGCAGGCCAGAAAAGAACUCUUUACCAAAGGGAAGCCUUCCGGCUUAGCAGUUUCAAUGAAAGACCAGAUAUUUGAUUGCCCAAGUUUAGGUAAUUUUCAUCAAGACUUUCUCUUUUUACAAAAUUUGCCUUCAGUAUUAUGUAGUCACAUUCUUAGACCUAGUGAACAUGCAGUAGUUUUAGAUAUGUGUGCAGCACCAGGAGGGAAAUCAACACACAUUGCAUCUCUGAUGAGUGGCACAGGAUCUGUCAUUGCCAUAGAUCGAUCCCAAAAUAAGAUUAAUCAGAUUACUGAAAAUGCAGAGAGGCUAGGUUUGAAAAAUGUAAUUGCUAUUAAAUAUGACAGUACUAAACUUUUAGAGGAAGUAGAGCCAACUGAUAAAAGCAUCAUCUCAGAUGUCCAACCACAUGAAAACAGUCUUAAAUGUUUGAUUCCUCCUUAUAAAUCAGCCUCAUUUAAAUGGAUACUUCUUGAUGCUCCAUGCAGUGCUUUAGGACAACGUCCACAGCUUCAGACCAAAGCCAGUGUUAAGGAGAUACAGUCAUUCCCUGUGAUACAGAGGAAGCUGUUGAGGAAUGGUAUAAAACUCCUUGAACCAGGAGGGACACUUGUGUAUAGUACAUGCACCAUUGUGCCUGAAGAAAAUGAGGAAAUGGUGAAGUGGGUUUUGGAUAAUUUUGCAGAUAUCAAGCUAGUGGAUGCACAGCCUAAACUAGGGCUGCCAGGGCUGCCGAACUGUGGCUUGAAUGAAGAACAGUGUAACAAAGUACAAAGGUUCGGUCCUAGUUUUAUGGUCAGCUCACCAAUUGAGGGCAGCGUUGACAGUGAUACCAUUGGAUUUUUCAUUGCUGCAUUCUCAAAAGUUCAAACAUAGCCGCGGUGUGAUUUACUAGAUAUUAUUUAAUAUAUUCACCUCAGAAUGUAAAUAGAUGGUCAUUCAGUUUCAUUAUUAUUGUACGUGUGUUGACUUGGAACCAUUGUAAAUUUAUAUAAUAUUAUGAAAUAUUUGUGUUUUGAGAGACUUUUAUAUUAUUGAAAUCUUUUUAUAUGUUUAUUGGAAAUAAAGACAUUUAUUUUCUCUGUUCAAAAAUCAAA
This is a messenger RNA of Penaeus vannamei (Pacific white shrimp), 1717 nucleotides long. Its product is annotated as tRNA (cytosine(72)-C(5))-methyltransferase NSUN6. Gene Ontology annotation, molecular function: RNA binding; RNA methyltransferase activity. Lineage: Eukaryota; Metazoa; Arthropoda; Malacostraca; Decapoda; Penaeidae. Gene Ontology annotation, biological process: RNA methylation. The record is from RefSeq and is a predicted model, not a curated record.